AUGGAUACGGGUCUGUCCUACGAUAGCCAGUCUGAAUCGCAUUGGAGGCUACUUGUGGAUCACGGUUUCGUGACUCCCCAGGUGCGCGAUUGGCAGUAUGAAGGCAGUGGCACAAAGAGCGAUCCUUACGUGGACAUCAUGGCAGAGUUUGAGGUCAGUCAGGAGAUUGCUACGCUCGGCCUAUCUUUAUUUGUUCUCGGCUGGGCCGUGGGGCCGCUUAUCUGGGCGCCUAUGAGCGAGCUUUACGGCCGGCAGUACGUCUACUUCGUGACACUCGGUGUUCUGGCCUUCUUCAACGCGGGCACGGCGGGAGCCCAGAACGUCGAAACAGUGCUCGUUCUCCGCUUCCUCGGCGGCUGCUUCGGCGCCUCCCCGUUCACCAACGCGGCCGGCGUCAUUGCCGACAUGUUCGCCGCACGCGAGCGUGGGUUGGCCAUGAGCCUUUUCUCGGCGGCGCCGUUCAUGGGGCCAGGUUCGUCCGUUUUCGUCGGCGUGGUUGCCAGCAGCUCUGCUAACAACACGACGGCAGUUCUCGGGCCCAUUGUCGGAGGCUUCAUCGGCGAAUCUGUGGGUUGGCGAUGGAUCGAAGGCGUUAUGGCUAUUCUCUCUGGCGUCGUGUGGGUUCUUGGAACCUUCGCUGCGCCAGAGACGUACGCCCCGGUCCUCUUAAAACGGCGCGCGGCAAAGCUAUCGCAAAUGACAGGUAUGGUUUACCUGAGCAAAGCUGAGAAAGACCGCGGGCCGACGACGUUGGGGCGAGUGCUCCAGACCAACCUUCUGCGACCGUGGGUUCUCCUCUUCAGAGAGCCGAUAGUCUUUCUCCUAAGUCUCUACAUGGCCGUCAUCUACGGGACGCUUUACAUGCUGUUCGGCGCCUAUCCCAUCGUCUAUCGCGAGCAGCGAGGGUGGAGCGCUGGAGUAGCUGGCCUUCCUUUUAUUGGCGUCGCCAUCGGGAUGCUCGCAUCGGUCGUGUACAACGUCUUUAUCGAAAACCCGCGCUACCUCCGCAACGUGGAUAAGGGAGGCGGAGUCACCAUUCCAGAAGAUCGACUACCGCCGUGCCUGGUCGGGGCCGUCGCCCUCCCCAUCGGCUUGUUCUGGUUUGCCUGGACCAACAGUCCCUCGUUGCCUUGGGCGGCAAGCACUGCUGCGGGGAUACCGUUCGGCUUUGCCAUGGUCCUCGUCUUCUUAUCGGUAAUGAAUUACUUGAUCGACUCCUACACCAUUUACGCCGCGUCGGUUCUCGCCGCGAACUCGGUCUUGCGAUGCAUCUUUGGAUUUGCGUUCCCGCUCUUCACCACGCAGAUGUAUGCCGGCCUGGGCAUUCACUGGGCUUCGACCGUCCCCGCGCUCCUCGCCGUCGUCUGCUUGCCCUUCCCGUUCCUGUUCUAUCGCUACGGUCACGUAGUUCGGAAGCGAAGCAAAUUCGCAAGGGAAGCAGCGGAAUUUGCGCGUGGGCUGAGAGAGAAAGCGACGACUUCGGACGAGUCGGAUGAAGUGACGAAAGACGAGGAGUGA
Lasiodiplodia theobromae is the source of this 1518-nucleotide messenger RNA. Its product is annotated as MFS multidrug transporter. The coding region runs from base 1 to 1518 and encodes 505 amino acids. The transcript has 5 exons. Lineage: Eukaryota; Fungi; Ascomycota; Dothideomycetes; Botryosphaeriales; Botryosphaeriaceae. Gene Ontology annotation, molecular function: transmembrane transporter activity. The record is from RefSeq and is a predicted model, not a curated record. Gene Ontology annotation, biological process: transmembrane transport.